This is a messenger RNA of Paramecium sonneborni, 1590 nucleotides long. The record is from the annotation of a GenBank genome assembly. Lineage: Eukaryota; Ciliophora; Oligohymenophorea; Peniculida; Parameciidae.
AUGUUUUUUACUUAGAAAGCAGUCAAGUUUGUUAUUUUACCUUAUAAAAAUGGUAUAAACAUGAUUAAAUGUUUUAGCCCUUCCAAUUAAAUUCAACUUGUAAAUUGGAGCAAAUAUGGUUGGAAAUACUUAAGAACAUGAAGUUUGCAUUAAUAAUAAAUAAAUUGUGAAUAAUCAUUGCUGUGUUGUACUCAAUGAAGAUGAAAUAGAACUUAUUGUUUUAGAUGGUCCAGUGUAUUAUAAAAAUGCAGAUGGAGAUUUUGAAUAAUUAGCCAAGGAUUCAGUCUUAAGGUACAAUCAUUCGUUAAAUUAGUUUAAAUAUUGAAUCCGCGGAUUUUUUAAUUCGGUUGGGGUAAACAAUAGAAGCUAAAAUUCAAGUCAUAGAUGGCAUUUAAUAACCAUCUGCUCCAAAAUAAUAACCUUAAAAAGAAUAAUAAAUAAGAGAACCUUAAAAAGAUUAUUAAUAAUUUAAUUUGUAAGAUAGACUUUCUACUAUUGAAGUAAAAGUAGUCGAAAGUUUAUACACCUCACCAUAAUGUGAAUUAUAAUAUUUCAAAUUUAUUUAAGAUUAAGAGCAGAAUAAUAAUGAAUUAAACUAAGAUGAUGAUAUAAAUUCUGUUUCAUUUAAUUAAGAAUAAUCAAAUAAUUAAUAAAGUAACAAAGAAAAUGAUUAGAAAAUUAAUCAUAAAUUGACUAAAUAGAAUUAAUCUAAUCAUAAAUCAGAUUUAUAAUAAUUCAAUGAUAUUGAGUAAUAAACUGAAACAUUAUCUCAUGGAACUCCUGAUUUUAAUAAAAAUUCAAAGGAUAAGAAAGCAGGAGAAAAUAAAACUAAAUAAAAAAAGAAAUAAUCUACAUUAGAUUACUUAAUUAUGCCAUAACGUAAGGAUAGAGAAAGCUCUCCAAAAAAGAAAAGUCAUCAUAAAUUAUCAAAAGAUAUAAAAAAAGAAAGUAAUAGAAUGAGUUAAAGAAAGUGUAGCAGAUGGAAGUUUAAUAUAGCUUUUUCAGGAUUUCAUCCAAGCAGAGAGGAAUAAUAGUUUUUAUUAAUUCAAAACAUACAAAUAUGUUUAGAAGAUUAUACAUUUAAUAUGCUUAUUAUGGAAGAUAAUGUUUAACUUAGAUCAAUUAAAUUAUUAAUUGCUUUGGCUAAAGGAAUACCAAUCAUUUCUAGAGAUUGGCUGACUAGAUCUAUAAAUUAAUAUGAAAUUCUUGAUCACAAUUAGUAUUUUGUUAAAUUUUCUAGUGAGUUUUGUAAAGAAUAUAAUUUUGAUUUUAAAUAAUAUUAAAAGAGACUCUAAAAAUGGUAAUCAAAAAUAUUUUAUAUCAUUUAGUAAGCAAGACAAAAUUCAACCUCUCGAUGAUAUUACAAUAUUUGUUCCAAAAAAAAUGGUAUAUCAUAUUGAACAUUUUGAAUUAGAAUUUUUGAUAGAAACUUUAGGUGGUAAAUUUGUACAUUAAGUACAUGAUGAAAAUACCAAAAUUUAUAUGCUAAUACCAAAAGAUCAAACCAAAAUUGUAGGUUAUGACUAAUACUAAUAAAGCCCUAUUGAAUGCUUAUUCAAGAGCGCCUUAAAAUAUAAAAAUCUCCUUUGA